Messenger RNA from Aplysia californica (California sea hare), 248 nucleotides. RefSeq lists its product as uncharacterized. Lineage: Eukaryota; Metazoa; Mollusca; Gastropoda; Aplysiida; Aplysiidae. The record is from RefSeq and is a predicted model, not a curated record.
AGAUGAGAAUCGACUCCACCCCAAGACCCGGUUCCUGAAGGGAGAGAGUCAGUCGACAGUGUCGCCCCUGAUGUCCAAGAGGGGGGACAACUCAGACGUGGGAGUGAAGAAGCUGAAGCCGGUGUUGGAGCAUGUCUAUGACGGGGGCCGGAGACACAGCAUCAUAUCCUGACACCGCUAGUGCUGGUUUCGAGGGAUUUGGGUUUGGUCUGGGUUUUGAGUUUGGGGUUUGGGUUUGGGUCCGGGGU